AUGCAGUUCACCAUCUCCGCCGCUGCCCUCAUGGCCUUCGCCGCCAAGGCCCUCGCCCAGGUCGCCGACUUCGACCCCGUUCUCACUCCCACCAACUGGGAGGAGGUCUCCGCUGGCAAGACCCUCGAGAUCACCUGGCAGGCCAAGCCCAAGUACUCCGGCGAGAAGAUCUCCAUCUCUCUGAUCGGUGGUGCUACCCAGAACACCCAGGUCCCCAUCAAGACCAUUGCCACUGGCAUUGACAACGACGCUGCUUCCUACAGCUGGGCCAUUGACUCCACCCUCGGAGACCAGAACGUCUACGGUCUCGUCCUCAAGCUCGAGAGCAACCCCGAGGUUUUCCAGUACUCUUUCCCCUUCAAGAUCGAGGGUGCCAAGAAGUCCGAGGACAAGCCCUCUCAGACCAAGAACGACUACGAGGUCCCCUCCUCCGUCGCCCCUAAGCCUACCAAGCCCGCUUACCCCGUCCCCGAGACCACCGUCGUUGCUGUUUCCGAGACCGUCACCGUCCCUUGCAACAACACUGCUGGUUCUCCCACCACCUUUGUCCCCGUUGUCAAGACCCACUACCCUGCUCCUCCUGCUCCCCCUGCCAACAACGGCACUGCUCCCAACCCUCCCGUCUACACCCACCCUGCUCAGCCUCCUGUUGUUCCUACUCAGCCCGCUGGCCAGCCUCCCGUCUAUGGUCAGCCCACCCCUACUCCUGUCCCCGUCUCUGGUGCUGCCCGCUUCGGCGCUCCCAUUGCCGUUGUUGCUGGUCUCGUCAUGGCCGCUUUCGCUCUGUAA
Messenger RNA from Fusarium musae, 789 nucleotides. RefSeq lists its product as uncharacterized. The coding region runs from base 1 to 789 and encodes 262 amino acids. The record is from RefSeq and is a predicted model, not a curated record. The transcript is spliced from 2 exons. Lineage: Eukaryota; Fungi; Ascomycota; Sordariomycetes; Hypocreales; Nectriaceae.